AUGGCCGAGAACGCAGCCCUGGAAAAGGUGGUCAUUGUCAAGGCGGACGAAAUACCUGACCGGGAUGCCUCACUAUCUGGGGAGGAUCGCGAAGCUCGUUAGGAAAUGCGAUCUGAGACUCAUUCCAUGGCUAUGUCUGAUCUAUCUGCUUUGCUUUCUUGAUCGAACGAACGUCGGUACGAUGAGCUCCUGCAACCUGAAAGUUAACCAAGUUGAUCAGGGACAGGUAACGCCAGGCUCGCGGGCAUGGAGAAAGAUCUGCAGAUGAAAGGUAACGACUACAACGUUGCGCUUACCGUCUGCUUCAUUUCGUAUGCGGGAGCUGAGCCCUUCACAAACUUGCUUUUGAAGCGAAUCACGCCGAGGGUCUUCUUCACCGGCACGGUCUUCAUCUGGGGUAGGUUGUGCCUGGCGGUUUUUGUCUGCAAGAGGGAGCCAUAAUUUGACGGAUACUCUAGGCAUUUGCAUGAUGUGCAUGGGCUUCGUUCACAAUUACUCUGGCCUACUUGCUGCAAGGUGGUUCCUGGGUAACACUGAAGCUGGGUUAUUUCCAGGGGUGUAUGUAUCUCCGCUAGCUUCUUGCGAGUAGAGAUAGAUGCUAACUAAUAUCGCCUCGUAGGCACUACUAUCUGUCAUGAUGGUACAAGCGAUCCGAGCUUGGACUUCGCCUCUCCGUCUUCUUUGCCAACGCCGCUCUCGCUGGUUCCUUUGGAGGCCUGUUGGCUGCAGCAAUCGCAAACAUGGAUGGCCUAGGCAGCAAGUCCGGUUGGGCGUGGAUCUUCAUAAUCGAAGGCUUGACCACUGUCCUCGUAGGAAUCGUUUCGUGGUGGAUGGCUUUUGACUGGGUAAGAUGACUCUACUUUGCAAAGGUUUGGCUGCUUUUGACAAAAUGUAGCCUAAUACUGCGACAUUCCUUACGAAGACGAGCGAAGCCGUCGGCUCAAGACAAGCUAUCUAGCGAAGGAUCCGAGUAUCACAAGCGUCAUGUCGUUGCUACUUUGACAGACUGGAAAUGCUGGGCGUACUGCGUUACUGAGAUGGGCAGCUUUAUGCCGUUGCAUGCUUUCAGUCUCUUCUUGCCCACGAUCCUCUCUGGAAUCGGUUACGAAGGGACGCGCGCCCAGCUUCUGGUAAGUCAUGAGCUUAGACGAACUUUUGCGACGCUGCCGGAACUGAAUCUGACGUUCUCCUUUCUCUACAGAGCGUUCCACCGUACGCAUUGGCAAGAGGCAGCGCAUCUCCGUCAACGGCCAAGAGUAUUGCUGAAACUUUCAGGCUGCUGCGAUGACCAUUGUCGUCGGCUGGAUUGCAGAUCGAACUCGACAAGGCGCUAUUUGUAACACGAUCGUUGUGAGCUUCGGCAUUGCUGGCUUCGUCAUAUUGCUCGCUAGUCAGAAUCCCCAUGUCCAGUAGCUAGUCCCGCGACGCUAAGCAAAGACAAUUGAUGAGCUGAUGUUCCCAGAUACGCCGGCACACUUCUUGGUGCUAUUGGCAUCUACCCAUCGAUCUCGAACAAUCUUUCGUGGGCCGCGAACAAUGUCGAGGGCCCGUACAAGCGCGGCGUGCUACUGGUGUUGUCGUGGGUUGGUGAAACCUCAGCGGUGAGCAUUCUCUCACCAGCCUCUCUCGACAUUACACUGACCGAAGAACAGGCAUCGUCUCCUCCAACAUCUACAUCAAAUCCGAAAAGCCUGGUUACAAGACUGGCCACGCCACUGUGCUGGCUUACCUCGUCUUGUGCCAAUUUUGCGGCACGGCUUUCAUUCGUACCAUGCUUGCCCUCGAGAGUAGGAAACGCAAGGCUGGUAAGGGAGACCACCUUACGGAUGCCGAAGGUGACCAGAGGGCGGACUUUGUUUCCACUCUUUGAGAGGUUGAGCCUCGAAUCGACACAUCGUGAUUUUGGAGCGGGAUAGAUCGAAAUCCUGCCUGAAAAUACGACGAGCAAACUUCGGACCCCGACGGCAAAAACUUUUGACGGGCGCACUUUGGCUAUUUGCUAGGCGCAGUUCGUAAGGAACGUGAACGUACGGUGGUAGACGCUUACUCACCCAUCUCCGUCCCUGUACUGUCGCUAUCCCUGCCUCUAACUGCCUCGGUAUAGCUCUAUAUACCUAGAUCACGCGUAGAAGUGCAUUCAAGGAGAGCAUAUAUAUUACCCUACCGUUAUCCCCUUUCGAAGAUAGCUUGAUAUUAAGAGCCGCUCUUCGAGAGAACGCGUUUAUAGCUACGUAUCAAUUAUUAUAGGUAUUUCUAUUUCGAACUAAGAUGUCGUUAAAAGGCAGUGGGCCGUAGGUAGCGAGACAUAGUAGAUAUAGUAGUAAGGUUGUAGGUACGAGGGUAUACGAACGGAGCGAGAUCCAGCGAUUAUACUACUAAUCGGCUAUACGAAUAUGGAAGCACGCUGACCAGGUAUUACAGAGCAUCACAACUGCGCCCGUUAUAUAGCCAAAGUGCGCCCGGCGAAUAGUUUUUUGCCAGCCCGAAGGGUCUCACUACUAGGUAGGGAGAUAGCAGGGGAGGAAAGCUUUUACGAGUGCGAAUGAAUCUAGAUUUCCCUUUCAACUAUUGACUAGCACCAUUUUCGCCAUAUACAUGGCACCACUCUCGCUAUAUAAAGAAGGGGAGGCGGUCCUCGCUGAGCCUGAGGGCGCCCCACCCGUUCAAGCAAAAAACGUCUAACAUGCAGCUCCUCCUCGCACUCACCUCGCUCUUCGCAGCCGGCCAUGCCUGGCAACUCGUGUUCCACGCCGACUAUAACUGCAAAGGAGCAUGGCAUGCGGCUAGCGGUGGGGGAUCAGCUCACUGCGCCACUCCGGGAUCCAUUCCCUCAGGAUUCGACGCGAAGACUGUGAAUAUCCACAAUAUGCCCAGCAACUGUCAGCUCAACGUGUACACGGACGCCAAUGGGCAGUGUAGACAAGUCGUGAGGCAGUGGGCUGCGUACAACAAGGGUACACAGGGUUGUCAUGCGUGAGUGCUCCGGAUCCGUCGAUGGUUCCUCGUUCUCCAGCUGAUGGGGUCUAGUCUCGGAGCGAACAAGGAAGGCAAAUGGAGAAAGUUCAGUGUUUCGUGCUAAAAGGAGAGAAGUCGUGAGCGACAAUAUGAUGUUGGGCUUUCACGUGAGACUAUGAUCCCACAAUCGAAUGUCACCCUCGACGUGCCCGGCAUAUUAUCGGAAUUUGAAAGCCCUGCCUCGGGUACCGAACGGGGGAAGAAAACUUGUCACUCCCCUAGUGGAGCACUCAUCUUUGAGGCACUUCCGCAGCCUUCACAGGAUCUCUGCACCCGAAUUUGGUUUUAGUUACAUCUAUUUACGAUACAGCGUCAUGCACUCAUCACGUGAGCACACGCCCUCAUAGUAUGUUGCUUUCCAAGAUGUAUGAUGGGGUUUCAGAGCAGUUGCUGACAUAUGCCACCAGGUUUAACGGUUAGAACAUAGGUCUCAUAUACAUUUCAAUGACCGAGUGUACCUCGGAUAUAUCCUAUGAUAUGCGGCGAUCCUAAGAUCUCAGUUCGAUUCUGAGUGAGGGCAGACUUUUUAAUCCAAUCUUCCUUUUGCUUUUCUCUAAGAAGCCGAAGGCGGCGAUUUCUUUUUGUGCAAGAGGGGCGAUAAGUUUAUGUCGUCGGACUAGCACACGCAUCAGUACGAACGUCAGUGGGAAGCAGGUUCAAAGGUUUUGGAGGGAUGAACCAACCAAAAGACCAAGAGGUUCUGUCGAUUGUGAAAUGAUGGGAUCAAGCGAGCGGAGAGGGCCUUGUUGUUGGAGCAGCUCUCGUGGUGAUUGACAGAAUGACAGCCUCGAGCCUUGGAAAAGCAUAGAGUUCCAAUUCUUCCGCUGUCUCCUUUGCAACUGCCCAAUUGGGUGCGUGAGAAAGAGUCCUUUCUUCUCUCCUUAUACAAGACCGAAAUUGCUAAGGAAGCGAUUCAACCAAGUCAAGUAGUACUGGUCGUUUUCCAUAUGUGUAUACUGCUGAUUAGUCUCAAAUGAGAUCCAACGGCCUUCCCAAAAGACUUGACACUUUGAUGCAGAGAUGAUGAGGAUCUGUCGUCGCGGCUGGCAAGGUUGUACACGCGCAGCUGUUGGGACGGUCCGUCUGAACAGAUACGGGAAAUGUGGAUUCCGAACAUACGCAGUAGCCGAAACUGAUGCCCUGGUCUGUAUCGAGCUUCUGAGUGCUGUAAGAGAUGAGCGCGUUAUUGGUUGUUGUCGUCUGAUCGGUCGAAGAACGUGCAGUCGUAGCUGAGGCUAUCAUCUGUGGCCGUACCAGCGGGUCGCAAGCCCAGUAGCAAUCCAAUUCCCAGAUACCACAUCCAUCGAGUUUUCCUUAUGUUGGAUACAUUUCCCACUACCCAACUUUUCAGUGCUCCACUCAAUGUAGGCUAAGGUGUUGUGAUAGCUCCCUCGAAGCAGGCGAAACUUGCGCUUGGUCCGAGAACUUGUCCGAACGGCGGCAUGGGAAGGGUUACCAAUCCUCCGACGCUCGUCUAGAGCCAAAAUAAGUGCAUCGUGGGCGAUUUCAGUCUGCAAAAGCAGAUUCCUGCAAGCGAGUGUGCGCAAAUGGAGAUGAGGUAGAAUUCUAGAAUUCUGCUUUCGGACAAUAGUUUAUCCGAGCAUCAAAUGGGCUUGGCAAUAACGUCUCCUCUCUCGCGUCACUGCUCCUCUCACUUUCUACCUCACUCUCCCCGACGACUUCAUUCACUCCACCAUCACCACCACCAUCACCGUCACCACCACCAUCGUCACGACAAUCGCACUUGGUGUCAUCUCGACAUCGAUCAUCCUUGCUUCCUUCACGCAGCUCCUUUCCAACCACAGAAGCGUGCACUUACGAUUCAGGCGGCACACUGGUUGAUCAUGACGCAUUGAGGCUAUACUGUAAGUGAAGAGCCGCGGCAAGUCGCAUACUUCGUACAUGCGCGCAUCCACGCACCGCGACAGUCAACAGGCAAGUACAGUACAGGCCGCUUUCUCUUGUUCUCUCCCAAUUGCGUUUCUUGCAUUCCUCUGCAAAAUGCAUCACAAUUUCCUUGCAGCAACAGCGUUGCUCUGGCUUUCCGCCGCCGCGCAGAACGCUUCACUACCAACAGUAGACCUUGGAUACAAUGUCCAGCAAGCAACCACCUACGAUACAUCCGCCAAGACUUAUUGGUUCAAUAACAUUCGAUAUGCGAAGGCUCCACUGGGGGAUCUUCGCUUUCGAGCGCCGCAAGCCCCAGACGUCGAUCGAAGUGUCGUCCAGAAUGGCAGUGUGAGCCGGACAUGUCCACAAGCAUAUCCUUCAUGGCUCGGCACAUCGACUUCAUACAUUCCACAAUUUCUGAUGGGGAAGACAAAUUUCACCCUUCCAAAUACCACCGCCGCGGCUGCACCUCCGGCACUCAAUCCGGACGAGACUGAGGAUUGUCUGUUCCUUGACGUUGUAGUCCCGGAGGCUAUCUUCGAGCAAGCUGGAAAGGGCUACGGAAGCCCGGUGCUUGUAUGGAUCUACGGUAAGCUUUUCCAAAAGGAGUAUCAUCUCUCAAUACUGACCCGUCACAGGCGGUGGCUACACUGGCGGAUCCAAGACUGCAUCUGGAAGUCCAGCUGGCCUAAUCAAGCAGAGCCAAAUGGGCGACGACCCAGGUGUCAUCUUCGUCGCAUUCAAUUAUCGUCUGGGUGCCUUUGGGUGGCUCUCUGGCCCAACAUUCCAAGACGAAGGAGGCAUCGCGAACGCCGGCCUCUACGACCAGCGCUUUGCAUUGGAAUGGAUCCAGCGCCACAUCUCGAGGUUUGGAGGGGACCCCAACCGCGUGACUGUGUUUGGAGAGUCUGCGGGUGGCGGCUCUAUCAUGCACCAAAUCACGGCUUUCGGCGGCCAACCUGCUCCCUUCCAGCAAGCAGUCCUUCAAUCGCCAGGCUGGCAACCGCUCGUAUCCAACCAGCAACAGGAGCAAAUCUUCCAGUCGUUCUUAAAGAAUGCCAGUGUCGAGACAUUGGAACAGGCUCGAGCUCUCAACACUAGCGCUCUGCAACUUGCGAACGCAUACCAGAUUCAAGAGUCUCUCUACGGCGGUUUCACUUACGGCCCUGCCGUCGAUGGCGUUUUCGCACCACAGCUACCCGGACAACUUUUGGCCAGAGGUCAAUUCGACCAAAGCCUACGCCUCAUGCUCGGCCACAACGCAAACGAAGGGCUCCUUUUCUCUCCACCGUUCUACAACAACACCGGUGACGUCUUUGCAGUAGAGAUACGGCAGCUGACUCCCACUAUCAACGCAUGGCCGGAUGUUAUUGACUACGUCCACAACACUCUAUACCCUUUGUCAGACUACCCCAACGAACUCGAACGCAGUAACACUUUCAUUGCGGAAGCCAUCUUCACCUGCAACACGUAAGUUCUUCCCCAUCCUAAUCCACUACCCAUCACCAUGUUAACCACCCCCAGCUUCUACCUCGACAAAGCCUUCCUCAACCAAACCUACGCCUACCUCUUCGCCGUCCCACCCGCCCUCCACGGCAACGACGUCGCAUAUACAUUCUACACCGGCGGUCCUAUAGGAAACGACACCGUUGCCUUGGCACUGCAAGACUACAUCACUUCGUUCGCCAAAUGGGGUCGUCCGAAUGGCGACGAGGGAGUUCCGUUCUUCCCCAUGUACCAGGGGAAUGCUACGAUUCAGGUUUUGAAUAUUACGGGGAUCCGAGGCAUGAUGGAUCCGACCGCGAAUCAGAGGUGAGUUGAUCUUGUCCGUGAAUUUGGGAAUGGAGGAGAUUUUGGCUAAUGGUUGAGUGAUAGGUGUGAUUGGUGGCAGAAGGCGUUGUACUACUAG
This is a messenger RNA of Lecanosticta acicola, 6814 nucleotides long. NCBI's taxonomy places the organism in Eukaryota, Fungi, Ascomycota, Dothideomycetes, Mycosphaerellales, Mycosphaerellaceae. The record is from the annotation of a GenBank genome assembly.